Molecule: messenger RNA, 3533 nt
Organism: Uranotaenia lowii
Lineage: Eukaryota; Metazoa; Arthropoda; Insecta; Diptera; Culicidae
Product: retinal guanylyl cyclase 1-like
Exons: 8
Coding region: 1-2562 (853 amino acids)
Biological process (GO): receptor guanylyl cyclase signaling pathway; intracellular signal transduction; cGMP biosynthetic process
Molecular function (GO): ATP binding; guanylate cyclase activity; peptide receptor activity
Source: RefSeq, a predicted model, not a curated record
AUGUGCGUCGUUGUUAAGUCAGGCCGAAGCGAUGUCGAAUGGAUGCAUGCUAAUGGCUCACCCGAUCUGCGAGCUGAAUUGAGACAAGUUAGGACUUGGUCCACGAUGAGUGAGUGUCGCGGCUGGCUAAACGAACCAACCCGGACGGCUCUGGUCUUCGAGCACUGUUCCCGGGGCUCCCUGCAGGAUGUGCUCAUCAUGGAUGAAAUCAAACUGGACUGGACGUUUCGGUUGAGUCUGCUGACGGAUCUGGUUCGGGGAAUGCGCUAUCUGCACGGGUCCCCGAUUCGGGUGCACGGUUCUCUAUCGUCCCGGAACUGUGUCGUUGAUGCCAGGUGGGUGCUCAAAAUCACCGACUACGGAAUGCUGAGCUUCUACGAGACCCAGGGCAUAACACCGCCACCAAAGAGUGCCAAAGAGCUGCUGUGGACCGCGCCGGAAGUUUUACGCAGCGACCGGAAGGGUGGCUCCAGCAGAGGAGUCGGAACUCAGCCGGCCGACGUUUAUUCGUUCGGCAUCGUCAUGCAGGAGGUCAUCGUCCGGGGAGAACCCUACUGUAUGCUGUCCCUGUCGCCGGAGGAAAUAAUUGCCAAAAUCAAAAAACCACCCCCGCUGAUACGGCCCUCGGUCUCGAAAGGUGCCGCCCCGCCGGAAGCCAUCAACAUCAUGCGCCAGUGCUGGGCCGAGAAUCCCGAAAUGAGACCGGAUUUCGUAACGAUCUGUGAACGUUUCAAGCAAUUAAAUCAUGGCCGGAAGGUGAAUUUCGUAGACACUAUGUUUCAAAUGUUGGAAAAGUACUCCAACAAUCUGGAGGAGCUGAUUCGGGAACGCACCGAACAGCUCGACAUGGAACGCAAAAAGACUGAACAACUGCUUAACCGGAUGCUACCCAGCUCUGUGGCCGAGCGUCUGAAACUUGGGCUGGCCGUGGAGCCGGAGGAAUUCUCGGAAGUGACUAUUUAUUUCAGCGACAUCGUUGGCUUCACGACGAUAGCCGCCCACUGCACCCCGGUCCAAGUGGUGGAUCUGCUGAACGAUUUGUAUACCUGCUUUGAUGCUACGAUAAACGCCUACAAUGUGUACAAGGUGGAAACCAUCGGGGAUGCCUAUAUGGUGGUCGGCGGCUUACCAGUAAGGACACCGGAUCACGCGGAACAGAUUGCCACCAUGGCCCUGGAUCUGUUGCAUCAGAGCAGCAACUUCAAAGUGCGCCAUCUGCCGGGAGUUCCACUGCAGUUGCGAAUAGGACUGCAUACGGGUCCCUGCUGUGCCGGAGUCGUCGGAUUAACGAUGCCCCGAUACUGUCUGUUUGGCGACACAGUCAACACGGCGUCCCGAAUGGAAUCAACAGGAUCAUCAUGGCGCAUCCACAUGUCGCAGCAAACGUGCAACUUGCUGGAGCAGGCCGGGGGCUACGUGAUUGACCCGCGAGGACCUAUCGAGAUCAAGGGCAAAGGUAAAAUGAACACCUACUGGCUGCUAGGGAAGAAAGGGUUCGACAAGGUGCUGCCCACGCCACCACCGAUUGGGGAAUCUCACGGUUUGGACUUAGCGAUCAUCCGCAAGUCGUUGUGCCAAUCGGAACAGAACAACGUCCAGGGCAAUCAGAAAGCAUCGAGCAGCCACAACGGAUCAACGGCGAACCAUUCAUCGAGCCACUCACCAUCAGUGACCGGAGAAUCCAUCGACGUCAAGGUAGAAAUCACGCCUCCCGUCGGCUCUAACGAUCCUCAUCUGAUCGCAUCCAUCUCGUUCGAUUCCAACUCGAGCAAUGCGAAUACAAGUUAUACUUUGAAUAUGGCGGACUUUCAACCUAAGACUCCUGUCCCAAGUCCUCAUUCACGUAAAAUGUCGGAGCUCGUUUCGGAGACGGCGUUCUUGAGUGCUAAUUCCAGCUUCAAUAGGUUGAACCCAUCUCCUCCGGGUACUUCUUCAACGAGGCUGUUUAAGAGGAUUGAGGAGCUGAUAGACUUAAGCUCUCCGUAUAACUACUACAAGUGUCUGAGCCCCAGUGAAAGCAAUUUGGCCCAAUGCCUUGAGAACCGAUAUCUGGGAGGUUAUCAGUUGAAUCGUAUGGACAGUUCCAGUAAACCCGGAUCGACUAGAUUUCUGAGGCGGCAGUUUAGUCUGGACAAGGACGAUGUUGGUCCUUCGAUGAGUCAGAAAGCUACCCUGGAUACCAUUUCCUCGAUAUCGGUCGAUCGGGAGCAGCUAGCUCGCAUGGGAACUCUCUCUUCGAUUCCGUCCAUCAGUUCGGCGACUUCCGUUUCGUUAGGUUCGAAACAGCAGCGGCUCGGCAUGACCAAGCAGCAAUCGGCCAGCGUAGCCCAAGAUCUGGAGAAGAUCGAAGAGAUUCCCAUUUCUCCACAGUCCUUCCUCAUGAACCACAACACGGCCUGUACAAAUAGUACUUCUAGUUUGCAAUCGGAGGCCCCACUGGAGAGUAUGCUUCCGCGGCCAAGAUCUGCGGCCACCGUUGAACCAGCUCCGUCUUCGACGACUAAUACGCUUCGCAAUGGUAAAGAGCUUUGUCUGAGUAUCGAAGGGCUCGGGUUGAGGUGAGCUCAGUUUCCCAGGGGGACCAGCAGCUUGGAACGGUAAUUAAGAUGGGUUUUCCUCAUUUUUUCAUCAGAAAAUUCGAGUUGGAAACGGAAAAUUAUGCUUUGGUAAUGAUCAAAUGGGUUCAAAGAUAGCCCUUCGAUACAUUGAGUUCAUCAAGAAAAAUCACAAACAGCAAAGCUGUUCCAAAAUAUUAUCAUUUUAUCAGAAGAAUAGGAAACAGGCAAAAGCUAAGCACCUCUGGAAAGUUAACUUAAGUAAGAGAAUAUUUAGAAAUCAUAUACCUACAUAUAUCUUCGAUAAUAAGCUGUGAAUUAGAAGGUAAGCGUUAGCGUUGCAUCAAUGGAACCCUUCUUUAGGUCCCUCAGCGAGGCACUGCUGAACUAGUGAUUAGUGAUGUGUAGCAGAUUGAAAUAUUUUAGUUUGAACUUUUCAUAUUAUAUGUUAUUAGAUCUUUUAAGACUGUAUACUAAACAUAAAAUGAAAUUAAACCAUCCUUAAUACCCAUUGUUUUUGAAUGUAUUCCAUAAGCAAUCUGACAAUCUAUUCGAGAAGAAGAUUUUCGUUGGAAAUUGUAAUACAGGGGAUAGAAUAAUGGUUGCAAUAUUUUAUCGAGCGUUUUUUUCUUCUUUCCAAAUGCGAUUGAAGAUGGAAACCGAUAGCAAGAAACUUGAUUGGAUGAUUGCAAAUAUGUCUGAUUUUAUAUAUUUCAAUGCAUUGAAUAAAAUCAAAUGGAUUUUAAUUAAUUUAAAUGGAUUUAAAUGCAUUCGAAUUCAUUCACUUGAAUGAAUUUAAAUUUGUAUGAUUUGAGUCUAUUUAAUCGAAAUCAAAGCAAUUAUUUGUUGUAUCAAAUGUAUUUAAAGAUUUUUUAAUAAUUUUAAAUGAAUCACAAUGAAUUUCAAUGAACGAAAAUAAUUUUAAUUAGCAAUAUUUUUUUAACUUGAAUGAAUUGUAAUAAAUUUAACAAAACGAAA